UGUGGUGCUGUGGAAACAAACAUUGAUACAAUCCCUGUUGUAUUGCAGUGACAGGCAAGUGUUUAAGGGUGAGUUACAUAUUACCAAGCUAGAUGUGGUUUGUAUCUUCUAUUAAUAUGUGGGAGAAGCAGCCCUGCUGAAAACUGGCGUUUACUCUUUAAAGACUUCUUUGGGUUAUUUUUGGCAGUACUGAGGCUUUGCUGACUAGCAGCUGUUAGAAAAGGCAUAUGAUGAGUAUUUUGUACUGGGUUUCAUUAUUUCUUGUCAGCUAGUGAUGUGGUGGAGGUGCUGUCGGAACUGAACAAACAAAUUCGUUUCAAGCAUUUUACAGUGAAACAUGUAGCAAAGUAUGAACUAAUCACAGUUAUCUGAGAGUCAGUGAUACUUACUGUGGUAUUUAUGUCACUUGUGUUUUGAAAGCCAUCCUGAAAGUAUGUGGAAAUGGGGUAGUGGAGACGAUUCUACUUCCAAAGCUGUAACUGCAGGCUCCCAAGAUGCAAGAAGCAUGUCGGUGACAGAUUUGACUGAACAGCUGGUGAGCACUGAGCAGCUGGUGACACAGCUAAAGGAGCUUGUCAGGGAGAAGGAUGCUGAGCUUCGAGAGAAAGAUCUUCAGUUAAAGGAGGAGAAGGAAUCUGCUGAUGCCAAACUCUCCAAGUUGAAGCUACAGAACAAAGCCAAGGUUGCAUCUUUAACUUCACAGUUAGAAGAGCUUAAGAAACAGUUAUCAGACUCUGGAGGAUUGGAUGCAAAAGCAGAACCAAAGAAGGCAUCAAAAGAUGGUGACCAGGAAAAUGCUGCAGCAAAUCGUGGGAAAAUACUAGUACUGAGAAGGAGAAUUGAAGAACUGGAAGGCCAGAUCGCACACAAAAAUGAGGAGUUACAAAAAAAGAGCGCAGAGCUGGAGGCCCAGCACUGUCGUGGGGCUGAAAUGGAUGCCAUGCUGGCAGACAAAGAGAAGAAAUUAGCUGAGAGAGACGCUUACAUCAUCGAUUUACAGAUGGCUUGUGGCUCAGGUGCUGAUGUCACUGAAGUACUCCUGCCUAAUGAAGAGCUGAAGACUCAGCUGGCUAUUAAAGAGUCAUCACUGCAAACCAUGGAGAUUCUGGUUCAGAACCUUACCAAGAAGGUGGGAGACAGCGAAGAAAAAUGUAGUUUGUUCCAGGAACAGAUUGAGAGUCUUAAAAAUAUACAGAGCAAAGAGAGGGAACAUUUCCAAGGGAAAGAAGCUACCUACAUGGAAAAUGUACGUGCAUUUCAAAAUAUUAUCCAGGAAAAGGAAAAGGAACUGGAAGCACAGAGAGAAAAGCAUGAGCAGGAGCUCUUUAAAUUAGCUGCUAAAUCUGAUGCAAGUGCUGACCUAGAACAGCUACUAAAAGCCUUGAAACAGAAACUCCACGAAAAGGAAGAAGUCAUGCUGGGCAGGACGCAGGUGAUAGAUGUCUUGCAAAAGGAACUGGAUGCCAAGGACCAGCAGUUGCAGGAAAUUAAUGAAAACCUGAAGCGUCUUCUGUCUGAAAAAGAAAACCUCCAGUCUAAACUGGACGCUGAGAAACAUGUAAUGAGAGCCCAGUUAAAAGACAUGAUGGAGAAACAUGAGCUUGAAAUGACAAAAGUUAAGGAGAAAUAUAAUGCUGAACUGCAUGAAAUUAAAGAGAAACAUGAAGCCGAGCUGCAAGAGAAAGACCAGGCUCUGUUUCAGCUCCAGAAACAGGUGGCAGAAUUGAGUGGUAGCGAACACGGGAACCCCAAAGAAGUUACUCUGGAGUCUGUAACCAAAGAGAAGCUAGAAGGUUUAGAAGCCCAAGUGAAAUUGAAAACAGAAGAGGCCAGCAAAUCUGAAGCAAAGUUUUUGAAAAUGAAGGCUUUGUCUAAAUCAAGAAUCAAACAGCUGGAGGAUGAACUGAAACGUUUUUCAUCAAAGAACAAUGAUGCGUCUGCCUUACACAGUCGUGUCUCAGAACUAGAAAUGGAAAAUGAAGAACUGCAGUCAAAACUGCAAUCCUUACAUGAAAUCAGAACUCAAAAUGAAGAAUUGCUGACUAAGCUGGAACUCUAUGAAGAGCAGCAAAGGAAGUUGCAAGCUGAUCUUGACCAAGUUACCAAGAGGGCAGCAUCGCAGGCCAGUGAGUCAGGCAGUGUGGAUGAAUUGCAGAGUCAGCUCUUGGAGUGGCAAGAGAAUGUACCAGAGUCAGAGGAGUCCCGUGAUCAAGUCAGAGAAGAGAAAUCUGCCAUGGCCCUGAGAAUGGCUCAGAUUGAGGAGGAAAGAGAAGCCAUAGUCUCAGGGCAACAGGAGCUGGAGGAGGAACUGGCCACAGUUCAUGGAAUGGGCAGGCUGCCGCAGGCAAGAGGAAAGAGCAAUCAGAGCAACAGGAAGCUUCAGGUGCCCAAGGGUGUUCUCAAAGGCCUGGCAGAUACCAUAGAAAACCUGUGGGAGACUUGGGAGCUGGAGCAGGAAGAGUACAGCUUUGAUGGGAAGCAAUGCUUUCAAGAACUGAACGUCACCUUGGAUAGCGCUGAUCCAGCUGAAGGAGAAAAUAUGGGAGGCUUGCGGAGCGUGGUUGAAGAGUUGGAAUUGGAAAGAAAUCAACUACAGGAACAAAUUCUUUGUCUGGAAGAGCGUUGCCAGGAUUUGGAAGAUAGGUUGCAGCUUCAAGGUAGAAUGGAGGCUCUUCAGAAUGAGAAUGACCGCUUGCAAGCUCAGCUCACCCAGUUCCGCAGCCAGCAAGUGCGAGAUGUGGAAAAGCAUCAGAUUCUAAUCUCUGGCUUGAACGAGCAGCUUAAAGGGUUAAGUGACAGAAAUAGCUUCCUUGAAAAUUCACUUGGAGAAAAAGAACAAAAACUGUUGAGCACAACAGAAAAACUGGGACAAAUCGAAACAUUGAAGAAACUGCUUCAAGAGAAGGAUCUUCUGAACAAAGAGCUUGGGGAAAAGUUUGUGCAUACUGAGCAAAAACUGAAUGAAGCCUCAAAGAAGUGCAGUGUGCUUGAAGUGGAGAACACCGAGCAGAAAACAGUCAUCAGUGACCUAACAGAAAAAGUUGCUACGCUGAAGGAAAAGACUUUGAAACAAGAUGGUGUGGUGGAGUCCAUGCAGCUGGAUCUGGACCAGACAACUGAAGAGCUUGACAAAUUGAAUACAAGCCACUUGGAGGAAAGAUCUCAACUUAUUCAUGAUCUCCAGAAAUGUGAAAGAGAAAUUGAUAUUCUUAAAGAGGCACUGGCAGAAAAGGACAGAGAGAUGUCUGCCCUGUCUUUGAGUAUGACAGAAUAUUCUGAGCAGGUUAUCAUCCUGAAGCAGCAAGUGCAAUGCAAAGAGGAAGAAAUCCGAGGAAUGGAACAGGCUUUAUCAAAGGCUGAAAGGGAAACUCAUUUACUGAAAGAAGUGCAAACAGCUGAUGUAAGAGAUGCAAGUGUGAAGCUAUCUGUCCUUUCUGAGCAGAGUAACGCAAUGAGAUUAGAGCUGGAGAGAGUUAGAGUUGAGAAUGAAGCUAAAACCAGAGAAAACGAGGAAUUAUUAAAACAAAGCAGUGAGAACAGCAUCACAAUUAAGGAUCUCCGUGCUGAAAUCAAGGCCAGCAGUGCUGCAUACCGUAACAAACUUGCAGAGAGUGAGUCACAAAUUACUUUGUUGAAAGAACAAAUUAGUAAAUCCUCUGAAAAGCUACAAGAAAUGGAGGAUAAACAAAGGAAAGAAACUGAGUAUUUGAAAUCUCAGCUCGAGGAAAACAAUACUUUAGAAGAAAAAUGGAACAAUAUGCUUAAAGAGAAAGAGAGCGAAGCACAGAUACUUGAAAAUGAGUUAAAAUCAAUUAAGGAUUCAUACAACAAACUGGUUUUGGAAAACACUAAAAGAGAGGUGGAGUUGGCAGAGUUAUCUGGGAAGCUUAAAGAGCAUACUGAGCUCCAGCAAACGACUGAAAAAGAACUACAAGAGAAACAAGAGUUCAUUAUUUCAUUAGAGCAGAAGCUCGGGCAUUUGGAGAAGGAAAAUAAAGAGACUGAACUUAAAUUAACUGGGGAGCUGAAAGCCAAAGAGGCAUGUUGCAAAGAACUUAAUAACCAAUUAAAUGAAGUUCAUAAGCAAAUUAACAGGAUGGAAAUGGAGGCACGGGAGAAAGACUUGACUAAUAGACAAUUGCAGGCAGAUCUGGAGGGGAAAGAAGAAAGAUUGGCAGAGCAAAUACAAGCAAAUGAACAUCUGGGGAAAAAAAUAGAUAUGGUGGAAAAAGAGAAGGAACAGCUAAUGAGCAAAAUGGAGAAUUUGUCCAAACUCCUGGAUGCAAAAGAGUGUGAAUUGCUAAAGCAAAUCCAGGCUGCGGCAGAAAUAGAGAACAAGUUAUCUGUUAGCACUGCUGAGUAUCAGAAAACUCUUUCAGUACUGCAUUGUGAUAAAAACACUCUGGCGAAAGAGAUUGAACAACUUUCAGUACUUGCCCAGCAAAAAGAAAAGUCAGUUGCAGAGCAGCUGCAGGAGAAAACAAAAGAGUGUGAUGCGCUGGCUGAUCAGUUGCUGGAAAGUAAGGAACAGACACAGCAGUUGCAUGAACAAAUGCAAUCGCUUGUCAUUCAGCUGAAGGAUGCUAGGGACAAAGAAAUAAAGAAAGAAGAAAUGUUAAAUAAUAAACUAUCUGAAUGCAGUAAUCUAGUCCAAGAACUCAGCAACAAUAAGGCAAAGAAUUUACUACUGCAGGAACAAAUUCAAAGUGUAACUUUGGAUUUUGAAACUGCAAACAGGUCUCUAGAACAGAAAAUCCUUCAGAAUGAUUCAUUGCAUAAGGAACUUGAAGGGGCUAAGCUUUGUAUUGUAGAGAUGCAGGACGAAAUAAAAAAUCUUAAAGGUGAAAAAUUAAAAUUAUCUCAGUUGUUAGAGGAGAGAGACCUGACUCUCAAAAGUCAAGGUUCAGAACUUGAGAAGUUUCACAGGCAAGCUUCUGAAAAAAUGGAAGAAAAUGCAGUGUUGAAUAAUCAACUGCAGCUAUUAACCAAAGAAGUGGAUGUGCUUAAGCUUGAAAAGGAGAACUACUCAAGCUUACUGAGCGAGAAGUCACGUGAAUGCGAAGUUCUCCAGUCACAGCUGGUGCAGCAGCAGUCUGAGGUUACUUCAGCAAGGCAACAGGCACAUACAGCAGCUCUUGUGAAUGAAAAAUUGAAAGCAGACAUCGAAACGGUUAAUGUUACGAUGAUGCAAAAGUCAGAGGAAGUAGCUGCUUUAACUUCACACUUGUCCCAACAAAGUCAUAGUAUUCUAGCCCUGAAGGAACAAGUUGAUGGCCUGUUGCUUGAAAAAGAAGUCUUAAAAAUUGGCUUGGAAGAAAAAGGAACCCUUCUUUUUGAAAAGGAGGCCUUGAUUGAGCAGAUGAAAGAUAGUAAAAUAGCAGGAGAGGCACAGUAUAUGCAAAUAAUUUCAGACCUGAAAAACCAAAUACAAGCCCUAGGUUCUGAAAAGAGCCAGCUUAGACAAGCAAUGCAGGAAAAAGAAAACGAAUUUAAGAAGCAAGCCCAAGAAUUAAAGGUAUUGAAAGAUAAAUCUGAAGAGUCUGUCGUACUUAGGGUUCAACUGUCUGAGAAUAUGGAGGUUAUUUCUGACCUCCAGCAUCAGCUUAAAAACGUGAAAGAAAUGUCCUCCCAGUUGAAUGAUUCAGUUGCACAGAAGGAUGAAUUGCUAAAACAAAAGGUAGAUGAAUACAUCAGUUUAAAAGCACAUCUUUCUGAGGUACAGGACUCUUCUGCUUUGCAGGAGAACCAGGUAAAGCUUUUAGCCUCUGAAUUGGAACAGUUGAAAGUGCUUGUUUCAGAAAAAGAAUUAACCAUCAGCAAUAUUUCACUAUUCAGUGAGAAUUUAAAGAUGCAGCUUCAAGAGAAAGGGCAAGAAUGUGAGGUCUUAAAGAAACAGGUGGUAGAGCUGGAGGAAGGGAGAGUGAAUUUACAGAAGGAAAUACAACAUCAGAAGAACGUCUUCGUUGAGAAGGACCAGUCCUUAGCAGAAAAGGAAUCAUCUCUUAUGGAAAAUAAAAGUCUCCUUGAAACUCUGAAGGAGAAAGAAAGGAAGGAUGAAGAGAAGACAAAUUUAAUUUCUCAUUUCCAAGGGCAGAUAGAUGAACUAACACGAGAACUACAGAAGUCUAAGGAACUAGUUCAUGAGAAAGAAAAUGCAUUUGUAUCUCUUCAGGAGAAAGUUGAAGCUGAGUAUGGACUAAGAACUGAGAUGAAUGCAGCUCUUGGGAAAAAAGAAGAACUUAUUGCUGGCUUGCUGAAGUCUUUAAAGGAGAAAGACAUCAGUCUGCAACUGGCAGAUAGCAAUGUUCAUGAUCUCUCCAGUGAGAUCGAGGUGCUCAGAGGAAAAAUAGAGAAAAGUGAUACAGCCAUGAAAAGCCUUACUAAAGAAUUUCAGGAAAAGAGUGAGAAGCUUGAUGCUAAUCAGAAGAAAAUGGAUUCCUUGUCUGUGGAACUUGACUCUCUUAAAAGUGAACACCAAAAAGCACUAGACCAAAUAAGAACAUGGGAACAAGAGGCACAGCAGAAAGAAAUGGCUGUGGAGGCUCUGCGUGUGAAGUGCACGGAGCAGGCAGACAGCAUGGCGUGUUUGGCAUCGGAGCUGGACAGCAUGCGUUCCAAGUCAUCUCAGGACUGCCAAGACAAUAUGCUUCUGAUAGGCAGGCUGCAGUGCCAGGUGGAGGCUUUAGAGAAAGAAAAAAAUCUGUUACAGGAAGAUGCUGAUAAACUGAUGUCUGAAAACACACAACUUACUGCGUCCCAAAACGAGUUGCAAAAGAAAGUGGAGGAGCUCCAAGAAAUCAAUGAAAAGCUAGAGACCAGUGAGAAUUAUUCAAGAAUGCAGAUAGAUGCUGUCAGACUGCAGAUGAAGACUGAAAAUGAGAAGUUACAGAUGCAGGCUAAAGAAGGAGCCAGUCAUGCAGCUGUUGAAAUAUCACAGCUGAAGACCAAGGUUGAUGAUUUGGAGAAGGUGUUGCAUCAGACAAAAGCCUUCCAAGCAGAAACAGAGAGAGAGAUUGCAUCAUACCAGAAUGAGCUUGCUGGAUUAAGAACGGAGAAGAACCUCCUCCUCUCAGAGUGCCAGGCACUGCAACAGCAGUGCCAGCUGACAGCGGCUGAGAAAGACAGGCAGAUGGCAGAGCUGCAGAAGCGGCACCAAGACAUGAUUGCCAAGAGAUCGUUUCCCCCUGGCAGCAGUUACCCAGUCAAGGCUCUGGAAGCUGCCUCCCUUGCUGGAGGUACAGACGCUCCGGAGGACACCGAACACGUCCUGGCUGAGAAGCAGCAGCUUCAGAUGGAGCGGCAGCGCAGUCUGCAGGAGGUACACCAGAAGGAGCUGCACUUCCAGCAGGUUAAUUCUAAGGUAGUGCAGUCAGCGGAGGAAAACGCUGUGCUGUCUGCCCAGCUGAAGACUCUCUCCCAGGCUCUCAGGGAUAACCAGCUGCGGUACACUGACCUGCAGAGUCGCUAUUUAAGACUGGAGAGGGACUAUCAGACAAUGCAGGUGGCAUCUUUCCAAGGCACUGCUCAGGAUGAAACUAGAACAGAAGUUCCCCCUGGAGCACCGCAGGAACGAUCCGCAGUUAUCGUUGACAUAGACAAUAUGGAGCUAAAUGAACUCAGGAAAAGGCUUGCAGAGACUGAGCAGCAGUAUGAGUCAGUGCAGCAGGCUCUGUCACAGCUCACAGAGACACUGUCAGAAGAGAAGAGGAGGAGAGAAGCUGCAGAAGAGGCUCUUGGACUCUGUGAGGAGCGAAGUACCAGGUUUGAAGUGAGCAGUUACAGACCUGUGCCCAGUGAGUACAGUGUUCAGAUGGAAACUGAGGAGGAGAGAGAGGCCUUAAUCCUCAGUCCUGGUGACCAUGUUGUUGUGAGAAAGAUGAAGGGAGGAGCCCUUUCCUUCCGCCGCUGGCUGCGAGGCCGAAGUCUCUACUGCUCCAAGUUGUUGACCUCCAGAGCCAAGUCUCGCUACCUGUUCCUCACCUACCUGGUCAUGCUGCACCUGCUGGUGCUGCUGUGCCUCGCUGGGGUGCUCUGAACAUGCUGCAUUUUCUGGGUGACUUCCCUCUAGCCAAUGGUGUGCCAAGGUGAUGGACUUGCCACAUGCUGCUGCUAAGCUCUGCACUGGACACAGCUGUUGUACAUAUUCUCCUUACACUACACAGGCCCUGAGCUUCUGCUAAGGACUUUGUGUCUGUCACAGUGCUCCAAAGCUGACUUGAAUUGCUCUUUAACAGUGGGAUGCUGUAUUUGCUAAGGAGAAAAUGUUCCCCUCAGCCCUACAAAGAAACUGCUGCAGACGAGUUACUUAGUAUUGUUUGUGAGUACAUAAUGAUCGGUUACUACGGAAUGGGUUGUACAUGAGAUCUUUUCUACACAGAUUUUAUUUUAAGAGUUAAACUAUACAUUUUAAAUGAAUCUCAAGCAAUUACUGUUUAUUGGCUUCUUGAUUGUAACAGGAAGCCUUAUAGAGUGCAAUAAAGAAGAACUACUGGGUUUCUGA
Messenger RNA from Pogoniulus pusillus (Red-fronted tinkerbird), 8500 nucleotides. Its product is annotated as golgin subfamily B member 1-like. NCBI's taxonomy places the organism in Eukaryota, Metazoa, Chordata, Aves, Piciformes, Lybiidae. The record is from RefSeq and is a predicted model, not a curated record. Gene Ontology annotation, cellular component: Golgi apparatus. Bases 434 to 8035 code for a protein of 2533 amino acids. The transcript has 29 exons.